Messenger RNA from Phacochoerus africanus (Common warthog), 1137 nucleotides. RefSeq names its product phosphodiesterase 6D (gene PDE6D). Bases 174 to 626 code for a protein of 150 amino acids. Gene Ontology annotation, cellular component: cytoplasm. NCBI's taxonomy places the organism in Eukaryota, Metazoa, Chordata, Mammalia, Artiodactyla, Suidae. Gene Ontology annotation, biological process: sensory perception of light stimulus. The record is from RefSeq and is a predicted model, not a curated record. The transcript is spliced from 5 exons.
AAGGAGAAGGGAUCAGGAGUGGGAGCUGAGGGGAGGGAGAGGCGGGUCCGGGUCUGGUCGCAGCCGCUGCUCGCCCGAGGUGUCCAGGCCGGCUCGGUCCUCGGCUCCUGGGCACCAUCUGCGAGGCUCCGCCGGGCCAGCGUGGGAGAGCCGCAGGCGGCGGCCGCCGCAUCAUGUCAGCCAAGGACGAGCGGGCCAAGGAGAUCCUGAGGGGCUUCAAACUAAAUUGGAUGAACCUUCGGGAUGCUGAGACAGGGAAGAUACUCUGGCAAGGAACAGAAGACCUGUCCGUCCCUGGGGUGGAGCAUGAAGCCCGUGUUCCCAAGAAAAUUCUCAAAUGCAAGGCAGUGUCUCGAGAAUUGAACUUCUCUUCAGCAGAGCAAAUGGAAAAAUUUCGCCUGGAACAAAAAGUUUACUUCAAAGGGCAAUGCCUAGAAGAGUGGUUCUUCGAGUUUGGCUUUGUGAUCCCCAACUCCACAAACACCUGGCAGUCCCUGAUAGAGGCAGCGCCCGAGUCCCAGAUGAUGCCAGCCAGCGUGCUAACCGGGAAUGUUAUCAUAGAGACAAAGUUUUUUGACGACGAUCUUCUUGUAAGCACAUCCAGAGUGAGACUUUUCUACGUUUGAGAGAAGAAUGUGUGUGCAUUUCAAGAAUAUGGUUUUUUUAGGGGGAAGGAGAAAACUGUUUACUUUUUUCCUCCAUACAUUCGAUUUUUGACACUUCCACCCCUAAUUCCCUCUACGGCAAAACCCACCUGCAGCCACCAGGGGACCAGCUCUGUGUAGGUAACCAGAAGCCUUUUUUCUCUCAAGCCACCACCUUCCACUGACCAGACUAAACUCCCAACCCCAGACCAGGGCAGAGGGGGAGUCUGGACUCCUUCCUGGAGCAGACACGGGGACAAACACACCAAGAGCCGUGCCCGUCACCCUCCCUGCCUCUUCCUCGGGCCCUGCAGGCAACACAUCUUCCUUUGGCCCCUGGUUUUGGAAAAAUUCAUGUUCCUGACCCACGUUUAGUAUUUUCCUACCAUUUCUAUUUCAUACAUUCUCAUUCAUUUAACUUGUAAAAUAGACUGUGAUAUUAUUAUUACGUAAUGAAUUAAAACAUAUGAAUUAAAAUAUUCCUACGUCUUUA